AUGAACUCUGCCAUUAUCUCUCAAAUCGCCCGUCCUGCUGCCAUCUCUAAAUCCAUGGUCCGUACUUUUGCCAGCUCUCCUGUGCGCAUGCAGUUUGAAAAGGCACACCAUCAAGUCGCUCCUUUGACUGAUUCGACUCUCUACGCUCCUCAAGGACAUGUCUCUGCUUCUUCCUCUGCCUCCAACGCCACUGCUACAUCUGCUAGUGCCAACGAUACCACUGUCUUUACUCCCUCUGUCAAUGCCGUCUUUGACGACUAA
This is a messenger RNA of Mucor velutinosus, 261 nucleotides long. It is a transcript of the gene MET2, whose product is annotated as homoserine O- acetyltransferase. Lineage: Eukaryota; Fungi; Mucoromycota; Mucoromycetes; Mucorales; Mucoraceae. The record is from RefSeq and is a predicted model, not a curated record. Bases 1 to 261 code for a protein of 86 amino acids. The transcript has a single exon.